This is a messenger RNA of Brassica oleracea var. oleracea, 1788 nucleotides long. Its product is annotated as jacalin-related lectin 22-like. The transcript is spliced from 6 exons. Bases 260 to 1636 code for a protein of 458 amino acids. The record is from RefSeq and is a predicted model, not a curated record. Gene Ontology annotation, molecular function: carbohydrate binding. Lineage: Eukaryota; Viridiplantae; Streptophyta; Magnoliopsida; Brassicales; Brassicaceae.
AAUAAAUACACAUGAUGACACACAUAUGGUUCAUCUAACAAUAACUCCGUUCUUAUCUAUAUCUUCCAUUCUCAGUUAGAGCUCAAGAAUUUACCAGUUCUCUCCAUAUCGCUCACAUACUUUCUCAGUUUGCAGUUGAUCAUCAUUCUAUGAUUUGUGUUCAUGGACAUAGAGAAGACUAAUGUAAUAUGAGGUGUUUGUUGAACUUAAAACAAAGUAUGACACGGGGCAGGAAAGACAAAGUAUUUGAAGACUCGAAAUGGCGAAGAUGUACCGGAAGUUGGCACCAUGCGGUGGUGAAGGAGGACAUGAAUGGGACGAUGAUGUGUACCAGGGUAUAAGAAAAGUGUAUGUAGGGCAAGCUUUCACGCGUAUCACUUACGUCAAAUUCGAGUACGUGAAAGAAGACGCCGAAGUAGUAACACGUGAAUAUGGGACAAUAAGUUUUCAGCCUGAAGAGUUUUCACUUGAUCCGGACGAGCACAUUAUAGAGGUGCAAGGAAGGUGCCACCGCCUCGAUGUCAAGGAGGUGAUCACGGCACUUUUCUUCAAGACCUCGAAGGGUAAAAUGUCUCCAGUGUUUGGUCCAAAGAAAUUGCUUAAUGGUUUCGCCGGUACAGAGUUCCUUUUUUACGAUGGAGGAAACAAAAUCGUAGGGUUUCAUGGACGGUCGGGUAAUGCUCUCGACGCUCUUGGAGUUUACUUUGCACAGAACUGUUUGACCACGCCGUUCCCUAUUUACAAGUUAGAAGCUCGAGGGGGUACAAAAGGGCGUGUUUGGGACAAUGGUUAUUACGAUGGCGUCAAAAUGAUGCGGGUUGGUGAAGAUAAUUGCCGUAUAACUUAUUUAGAGUUCGAGUACGAGAAAGGGAAGGAGAUAGAGACACAUCACCAUGGGGUGAAAGGGGAAACACCAUCUGAGUUUGUGCUUGACUGCCCGGAGGAAUACAUCAUAUCGGUGGAAGCAACAUAUCAUAAGCCGAGCUUUUUUCGCAAUACCGUUAUUACGUCGCUUAAGUUCGAAACAUCAAAGGGGAUAACAUCAUUCUUUGGGUACAAUGUGGGCACGAAGUUUGUCCUGAAGCAAAAAAAUUGUAGACUUGUCGGGUUCCAUGGAAUGGAUGGUGAUGCUAUUGAUGCUCUUGGAGCAUACUUUGCAAAGAUUCCUACUCUUACGCCCUUGACUCAAUCCAAGAAAUUGUCAUCGGUAGGCGGCAACGGAGGAGUUAUAUGGGAUGACGGUGUCUACGACGGUGUAAGGACUAUAUACGUCGGACAAAGUAACGACUGUGUAUCCUUUGUUAAGUUUGAGUAUAUUAAAGGCACAGGCUUGGUUUCUGGAGAGGACCAUGGGAAGAAGACAUUACUCGGAGUUGAAGAGCUUGUUCUUGAGGAUGGUGAAUAUAUCACUGUCUUGGAAGGCUGCUACAACAAGAUCUUCAGAGUUGAGGAACCGGUAAUUAUCUCUCUUAGGUUCAGGACGAACAAAAGGCAGUCAGUUCAGUUUGGAAUGGAUUCCGGUGAGAAAUUCUUGCUUGGGGAGAAUGGGUACAAGAUCAUUGGGUUCCAUGGACAAGUUAGUGAUGUUAUUCACAGUGUUGGAGUCACUAUCAUGCCCAUCACGACAACAGAGUGAAAAGCCUUUUUUUUUUUUUUUUUUUUGUAACAUCAGAGUGAAAAGCCUUCCAUUACAUUAAUAUAACAAGCCAGUGAAAUAAAACUAUCAAUAAAUCUGGUGUGUGUAUAAUAUAAUCCUGUACAUUACAUUUAAUAUUUCGCUAUGUUCAA